Messenger RNA from Aspergillus sclerotioniger CBS 115572, 1449 nucleotides. RefSeq names its product GATA transcription factor LreB. The transcript has 2 exons. Bases 1 to 1449 code for a protein of 482 amino acids. Lineage: Eukaryota; Fungi; Ascomycota; Eurotiomycetes; Eurotiales; Aspergillaceae. The record is from RefSeq and is a predicted model, not a curated record. Gene Ontology annotation, molecular function: protein binding; zinc ion binding; sequence-specific DNA binding. Gene Ontology annotation, biological process: regulation of DNA-templated transcription.
AUGGAACUCGAGCUCCAUCGAGGAGGAAGAGUGGCGCAGAACCAGACUUCGACCCAGACAUACGGUCUCCGAGCCCCAGUCUCGAACUCAAAAUCGCCGGGUCCGUAUAGCAUGGACACGCGCAGUAUUCCUCGGUCGAUGAGCCUCGGCGCCGCAAGUCUCCUUCAACUUUCAUCUUCAUCCUCCGCUGCUGCUACUGCUGCUACUACUGCUCCUCUUUCUGCUUCUACUACUGCGGCGUUGGCCGCACCGGUGGGGACCAACCUUCGCCGCUCCUCCCCCGAAGUAGGCCCAGCUGGAGCAAACAAUGACGGCUGGUCUGGGCGGGUCCUGGGCGAAUUGAAAGACCUACUCCUCCUCCUCAGUCACGAUGGACGGGUUCUAUAUGCAUCGCCCUCCUGUAGCGAUGUCACAGGGGUUGAGACAAGCGUGCUGGAAGAGAGCGAUUUCGCCCGUUUCAUCCACGAGGACGACAAGCCCAUCCUCGGGCACGAGAUUGACGAGUGCAUUGAAACCGGGCGUGAAAUCCGCUGCCACUUCCGGCUUUGUAGGCCUGAUAAUACCUUCUGUCUAUUGGAAGCACAUGGACACCCGCACAUGACGACGGCGGGAGCUGCUGCGACCGCAGAGUCCCGACAGCAGCAGCCGGUGUGUAAGGGGAUUUUCCUUGUCUGUCGACCGUAUCCUACGCGGGGGUCGCAAUUACUUGAUUCAUUCCUGGAACAUAAGAUUGAAAAUGUCCGACUGAACCAGCGCAUAGCGCGAUUGAAGGAAGAGGAAGAGGAGGAGUUGAAUGCGAGACAAGCCGCUCCUGGUGGUCAGACAACGACCACUACUACCACUACUACCACCACCACCCGUCAGACGUACGUCUCGACGACGCAGUCCACAUUUACGCAAUCAAAUACGCGGGAUACGUCUGUGUCUGGCGAGGAGAAUGAGUCGUCGGAUACAGUCACCAACGCGGACGAUACCGACUCGCGCUCAUUCCUGGAACAGGUUGGGGAUCAUUUACCGCAGAGCGAAGAUAUGUCUCAUAUCGACGGGAUCGAGGUCAUGACGGGAUUGUACUAUGGAGAGGGAGAGCGGUCGCAGGGACUGAGUACGGGUGUUCGCCAUGGUCGUCUAGUCCAUUGUAAUAUGGAGUCGAAAUCUCCAACCGACCAACAGCAGCAACAACAACAGCAGCAGCAGCAACAGCCACAGCCGCCACAACACCCAGAACACCAACAACAAGCACUACAAUCACCCCCAACCCCCCAACCCCCCAAGAACCCUAUCGAGCUUGACCGAAAGAAACGGGUGAAGGGCGAAUACAUGUGCACCGAUUGCGGGACUUCCGACUCCCCAGAAUGGAGGAAAGGUCCGGAAGGCCCCAAAACCCUCUGUAAUGCAUGUGGAUUACGGUGGGCGAAGAAGGAGAAAAAGCGCCAGGACUCGGGGUCGUAA